This is a messenger RNA of Lucilia sericata (common green bottle fly), 2439 nucleotides long. Its product is annotated as guanine nucleotide-binding protein G(q) subunit alpha-like. The record is from RefSeq and is a predicted model, not a curated record. Gene Ontology annotation, cellular component: heterotrimeric G-protein complex. Gene Ontology annotation, biological process: phospholipase C-activating dopamine receptor signaling pathway; adenylate cyclase-modulating G protein-coupled receptor signaling pathway. Gene Ontology annotation, molecular function: G-protein beta/gamma-subunit complex binding; G protein-coupled receptor binding; guanyl nucleotide binding. Lineage: Eukaryota; Metazoa; Arthropoda; Insecta; Diptera; Calliphoridae.
AAUUCUUAUGUCUAAAAUCAAAUUUUUAUCUAAAUGUGCAAAUAAAAAAACAUCAUUGUCAUUCGAUUUACAUUGUAUAUUGUGGUAACGGUGAAAAAAAGUUAUAACUUAAAAGAAUAAUAAACGGCAAGUAGCAGCAGCAUCCAUUGUACUAAGUAAGCAGUAGCAUAAACACCAACAACAACAAAUAUAAAAACAAAUUAGAACAACAACAAGAAAAAGAAAAUUGCAGCAGCACCUUUUUUAUACCAAUUUUUUAUAAUUUUUAAGUUAUAUUAAAACGUUAAAGAAAAAAAUUGUAACUUAAACGGAUACAAAAACAAAUACAAAACCGCUUCGUUUAUAACGGAGCCAAUUCAAAAUUAAAAAAGGAAAUAUUUGACAGUGACGUUUUUUUGUACCAUAAAACUCUAUAAAUCAUCUCAUACAUCAAUUACAUAAACAUUAAGGAACUCUGCAGCCUGGGUGUGUAGUGAGUGUGUAGCGUUUCGAAUGGUUUGUCUAUAAUUGAAUUCAAAACAAACAAAAAAUUUAAACCAAAAAACUUUGUGGCAUUUAUGAUCAUUUCCAUCUAAUAGAUUAUUAUAGUCUCUAAGAUAAGAUCUACGACAACGUCGACGAUAUCAAUAAAACAGAAAACAAUAUUAGAAAAUAUAAAACCUAACAAUUAGCAAACACCAAUAACAGCAGGAUAUACAAAAAAACGGCAACAACAACAUAUGCAUAUAACAACUAAAAGAAGAAUUUUUUUACAACCAGGAUAAAAAAAUUAAAACGAGGCAAAAGAAAAACACUGAAUACGAAAGCCCACUCCAGCAAAGAAGGAAAUGAAAAUAUAAAAACUAACUUACAAUAAAAACGAUAACCAGCCCUCAAUAAAUAUAUAUUUAAAGCAGUUUUCUAUAAAUAAAAUUCUAAAGACUAUUUCUAAAACUUCUUACUUCGACUAUUGUCACUACCAAUAAACCACAUUUAUUUUUCCACCAUCCAAGUAGUAGCAAAAGGCGGGAAAUCAUUGACAUCAUUUGACUUUGUUUCCUGCUUCAGUUGUUGUCUAGUAAUUUUAUUUUUCCAAUAUUUUUGAAUAAAAUUCAUUCAACGUGUGGCGUUUAAGCAGCGUUAGCAGCUUUAUAUCUAGUUAGCAUGGAGUGCUGUUUAUCAGAAGAGGCCAAGGAACAGAAGCGUAUCAAUCAAGAAAUCGAGCGACAAUUACGUCGUGAUAAGAGAGAUGCGCGAAGGGAGUUGAAAUUAUUACUACUGGGUACUGGUGAAUCCGGCAAAUCCACAUUUAUUAAACAGAUGCGUAUUAUUCACGGCAGCGGUUACUCAGAUGAUGACAAACGUGGUUAUAUUAAAUUAGUGUUUCAAAAUAUAUUCAUGGCUAUGCAGUCCAUGAUAAAAGCCAUGGAUAUGUUAAGAAUUUCAUAUGGCGCAGCUGAUCAUGCGGAACUUGCUGAACUUGUUAUGAGCAUUGAUUAUGAAACAGUUACUUCAUUUGAAGAUCCAUAUUUGUCAGCCAUAAAAACGCUGUGGGCCGAUACUGGCAUACAAGAAUGUUACGAUCGACGAAGAGAAUAUCAAUUAACAGAUUCAGCUAAAUAUUACCUAAUGGAUCUUGAUCGUGUGGCCCAACCUGAUUAUUUACCAAGUGUACAGGAUAUUUUACGUGUUCGUGUACCGACAACGGGGAUUAUUGAAUAUCCUUUUGAUUUAGAAGAAAUACGAUUUAGUUAUUUAAGCGAUCUUGAUCGUAUUGAAAAACCUGACUUUUUACCAACUGAGCAAGAUAUUCUACGUGCUCGUGUACCAACCACUGGUAUAUUGGAAUACCCAUUCGAUUUGGAUGGCAUUGUAUUUAGAAUGGUAGAUGUCGGUGGCCAGCGUUCCGAAAGAAGAAAAUGGAUUCAUUGUUUUGAAAAUGUAACAUCAAUCAUAUUUUUAGUGGCCCUAUCGGAAUAUGAUCAAAUCUUAUUCGAAUCUGAUAAUGAGAAUCGUAUGGAAGAAUCAAAAGCUUUAUUUAGAACUAUCAUUACGUAUCCCUGGUUCCAGAAUUCAUCAGUAAUUCUUUUCUUAAAUAAGAAAGACUUGUUAGAAGAAAAAAUUAUGUAUUCGCAUUUGGUAGAUUAUUUUCCUGAAUAUGAUGGCCCACAAAGAGAUGCCAUUGCCGCCCGUGAAUUUAUCUUACGUAUGUUUGUGGAUUUAAAUCCAGAUUCUGAGAAAAUCAUUAUCUCAUUUACAUGUGCUACAGAUACGGAAAAUAUAAGAUUUGUGUUUGCAGCUGUUAAGGAUACGAUUCUCCAAUCAAAUCUUAAGGAAUAUAACUUGGUCUAAACAGGUUUUAGGCAACAAAAGAACUAAUUUUGUGAUUUUAUUAAUUAUGAAUAAAUUCCUUAUAAACACACACACACAUACACAAAAAAAAAGAAAAUAAGUCAAAAG